Saccoglossus kowalevskii is the source of this 2009-nucleotide messenger RNA. RefSeq names its product constitutive coactivator of peroxisome proliferator-activated receptor gamma-like. The record is from RefSeq and is a predicted model, not a curated record. Gene Ontology annotation, cellular component: nucleus. Lineage: Eukaryota; Metazoa; Hemichordata; Enteropneusta; Harrimaniidae.
AUGGGUCUGUUGAUGGGGUCGGGCAAGGAUAUGUCGGGCAUGGUAUGGGGAGGUUUGAUGGAACCAGGAGGUAUGGAAGAAUUGUACCACAGAGAACAUGGCAAACCAGCUGUGUUAGUGGUGGAUGGCAUGAGCUGUCUCCGAAAACUUUAUCACCCGGGAAUACCGUGGAUAUAUGGAGGGCAAUGGAACCAGUAUCUUGAAGAGCUUAACAAUUUUAUCAGUAGUUUCCAGAAAGCCAAAAUUGAACUUGUGUUCUUCUUUGAUGGAAGGGUAGAGAACAGUAAGAGAGCGGUAUGGGUUGAACGGCGCUUGUCUGAUCGCAAAAAGGUAGAAAGUAUUUUUGAUCAUGUGAAAAAGACUGGAAAGGAGCCAUGUGCAUCCAUGUUCCAGAUACCAGUCAGUCUGGCUCACUUCACCAGGCUUGCUUUGAAAAGUCUUGGCGCCACUGUCAUCAACACUUCAAUGGAAGCUGAUUAUGAAAUCGCUAAGUACUGUCGUCAGAAUCGCUGUCUCGGGAUUCUUGGGCAAGAUACAGAUUUUCUCAUCUACAGCGACAUCGGUUAUUAUUUCUCUGUGGACCAUUUAGAUUUGAGAAGCCUAACAACGGUGAAAUACUGUCAGGAAAACCUGUGUACCAGACUAGGGAUUUCCGUUUGUCAAUUGCCACUGUUUGCCUGUUUGGUGGGGAAUGAUAUUGUUGCUGCAUCUGUGCUGGAGAACUUUCAUAGAUACUUAGCCGAAUUACACCCUCAUGCCCGCAUCCCUGGUUAUCGUACACUAGUCCCCUUAGUUGCCCAGUACGUUGCACAUUAUGGUAACUGGGCACCCACACAAAAGGAUGUCUUGUUUAUCGAGAGAGAGGUUUUCCGUGACUCCUCCAAGUAUGGCCUCCUUCGUGAAGGUUUAAGAGUUUACGAUCUUGAAGCCGAUUACCCAGUUCCGAUGUCACCGAGAAAAAAACAAAAAUUUGAUCUGAGUCAUGAGGGUCAACUUGUAUCUACACCUGUGAUUCACUCAACAAUUCUGGAAGUGGCUAAAAAACAACACCGAGAUAGCGAAAAUAUUGUAGGAGUGUUGAAUGUCAUGACUGUUGCGGAAGUAGACUCUGGAAUGUCUCUGGAAGAUGACAGUGACUUAUCACUUCCCUCCUCGGCUGUAAUCCUCAAACCAAUGCGCCAAUCAAUGUAUGGCUUGAUUUAUGGAAUCAGAGAACAUCCAGCCCAGAGGUCACUGGUUGAGGGGCAGGGGCAGGCGAGGUAUGAAGCUUCUCAAGAUGGUCAACUUGUAGUCGGCAAGAAUGCAGUUGAGGAAUGGUGUGUCUAUGCUCGGAAUAGUUUGAAAUGUGCCGAUAUCGUGGAAGCUCUUCCAUUGAAAGAUGAGACACCAUCUUUAGAAAGACUGUGGCUGGAAGAAGGACCUGAGGUGGAAGAUGAAAGACUUAAGGCAUAUCUAUCAUGUAUGGACUGCACUGUAACCAUGGCAAGCAUCAAGGAAAUACCACCAUGUUUUUGGUUGCUAUGCACUUUACUUCACUACCUUAUCAAGCAUACUGGAGAUGAGGCGAUCUCUGAUUGGGAGCUGAAUGCAUUCAUUUCGCAGGCUGUUUCUAUGACAACUAUUGAUGUUGCAGCACUUGUCAAUUUACAGAUAGAUGUUGUCAUUCCACGAGCUAUCCACUUGGCUACGAUCUUUCUGAGAGGCGUCACCACCGCACUUGCUGUCAACGGAGCCUGCUACAAGCCAAUCAGGAUGCAGGAUGGGUUACCAUGGCAAUAUUUUGAUGGCAAAUUAUUUCACUUGAAAUACAUCAUGGCAAAACGAGGUGCAGAUGAAAAUGAACUUUGUGAUAAAAAUUGGGAUGCUGUUCAACAAUUCAGACUACUAAAGAGAUUCAUCAUUAAAGGAACUAGAUUAGACAACAGCCGAUCACUUUGAAGGCGUUGCACUCCUCUAUGCCAUGCUCGAGGAGCAGGGACAUUGGACCCACAGCAACAACAACAUCUACA